ACACAGCCCUUCCUCCCGUGCCAGGGAUUGACGCGCUAUCCCCUCCGGAUCUCUGGAUCGACUCGCCUGUGCAAGGAUGGUCUACUCGCCCAGCACCUAUCUUGUCUCCGCUGCUGUCGCCGUCGUGGCGCUGCAGAUGCAGCAGGCUGCCGCCACGUCGCUCUACUACGACCCGUUCACGUCGGCCGACACGGUUGACAAGAUCAGCAGCAAGUUCCCGGCUCGCGGUGCCGAUGUGGCCGACCAGGACUGCGCCAUCACGGUGCAGGUGGACCCGACGCUGCCGGACAUCAACACCAUCUCGCCGGUGCCGGUGGAGUUCCCGGAUCUGCUGGCCAACCUGACCACGGCCCCGGCCGAGCCCAUUUCUUCGAAAGUGGGCACGGUUGUGCUGUCGGAGCAGUCCCCGGCCUCCACCGCCGACCAGGAUGCCUACGUCGGUAAGACCACGCCGUCGACGCCAGUGACGACGCCUGCCACCAAGGUGGGCAUCGAUUCGCCGUUGGCGGGUGCCGGCAAGAAGGAGCCCAAGGACUGCGCCACUGGCUGGGAGGAAAGCACUCCCGCCCGCAAGCUGCGCGACAGCGCUGUCUCCGGCCGCGAGGUCGAAAACAAGCGUCGUCUUGAGGCCACCCCCAACAAGGACAUCACCAAGCUCGAGGCCUACUUCGGCACCAAAAUGGAGAUGAACCUGGCCAAGCUGCCUACCGUCGGCGUGCACACGCCUUCGCCGUGGGCCGGCCCGUACUGGCCCACGUACCAGGACAGCAUCAACAUUGUCUGGAGCGAGAACCAGCCCAGUCCGGCUGAAAAGUACGCGACGGCCUUCGGUCUGGACCCGACGGAGUUCAUGGACAAGGUGUCCAAGGACAACGGUGUCGACUCGCAGAGCAAGCGCAAGCAGUGCUCAUCGGACAGUGACUGUUCGACCCUCACCGACGGCAGCGCCUGCGCCAUUCGUGCUGGCAAGAGCUCGGGCUACUGCAUCCCGACUUGGUUCGGAAUCUGCCACGCCUGGGCUCCGGCCGCCAUCCUCGAGGAGGAGCCGAUCUGCCCGGUGACGCACAACGGCGUGACGUUCCAGCCGCUGGACAUCAAGGCCCUCAUCUCGGACGUGUACGACGGCGCCAAUGUCGGCACCGUGUUCACGGGCACCCGCUUCAACGGCGGCACCGACUCGACCGACGAGUACGGCCGUCACUCGAGCGCGGCCUACCGCGACCUGAACCCGGCCUACUUCCACAUCGCCGCGGCCAACAUUCUUGGCAAGCUCAACACCACUUUCGUCGCGGACGUGACGGCCGACUCCCAGGUGUGGAACCAGCCCGUGCGUGGUUUCAAGGUGUACGAGCAGACCGCCAUGUCGCUCGAGGAGGCUGCCCAGACCUUCUAUGGGCUUGAGGAGUACCCGUGGAACGCCGCUGCCAAGAGCAUUGUGUACGUCAAGACGCGUCUGUCCUGGAUCGUCGAGACGUACACUGACGGUGGCCUGGUGUCCUCGGGACAAAUUGACAAGUUCACCACCGGCCAGUACUACUACUACCUGCUGGAGAUGGAUGACGAUGGAAACAUAAUCGGCGGCGAGUGGGUCUACGGCUCGGACGACGACCACCCCGAUUUCCUCUGGUUCGGCAAGGGCAAGCCCGCUGCGGAUACCGUGACCAGCAUUGGUCUGAGCUACGCCGACGUGAGCAUGCUUCUGGAGAAGUCAGUGGCGUGCUCUGCUUCGGACUCUGCUUCGGGCUCGGCUGGCACUUCCGCUUCGGCGUCUGCCUCGACUGCUGCCUCUACGUCGGGAUCCGCGACGAGCUCUGCUUCCGCCUCGACGGGAUCGGCUACGGAGGUGCCGAUUACCAGCUCGACUGCUUCUAGCACGGGCAGCGCCGCCACGGAGACCCCCGCCACCGAGGAUCCCGCUACGGAGACCCCGGCUGCUACCACCACGAGCAGUGGCCCGUCGACGACGGCGCCGGUCGCUACCCCGGCCGCUCCUGCGUCGACCACCGCCGCCCCCGCCUCGACCACCGCUGCUCCUUCGAACAACCAGGGUGGAAACCACGGCAACCAGGGUGGAAACCACGGCGGCAAGGGUGGAUACCAGCACCAACAGGACGAUGACAACCAGCAGCAGCAACAGCAGCAGCAGCAACAACAACAACAACAAGAGGAGCAGCAGCACGAGCACCCGAACCAGAGAUGGUACCAGUCGUUCUUCCACUGGUGGUAAGCCGUGCCAGCCUUUCGUGCCGGCGAGCUCGUCAAUCAACGGAGCACGAACUCAAAAAGAAAAGUGAGAGAGAAUCACGUGCACGCAUGUUGGUACGAUAAAGCGACUGAGCUCACAGCUCUGUUUCACCGUCAAUCAAAGCCGCAGCUACAUGCACACUACAGUGUUCACCUCCCUAGCUAAAAUGCUUAAGUAAGAAUUCGCGAGCG
Molecule: messenger RNA, 2436 nt
Organism: Phytophthora sojae
Lineage: Eukaryota; Oomycota; Peronosporomycetes; Peronosporales; Peronosporaceae
Exons: 1
Coding region: 77-2227 (716 amino acids)
Molecular function (GO): aminoacyltransferase activity
Source: RefSeq, a predicted model, not a curated record